Messenger RNA from Anopheles coustani, 1719 nucleotides. Its product is annotated as zinc finger protein 107-like. Lineage: Eukaryota; Metazoa; Arthropoda; Insecta; Diptera; Culicidae. The record is from RefSeq and is a predicted model, not a curated record. The coding region runs from base 1 to 1431 and encodes 476 amino acids. Gene Ontology annotation, molecular function: RNA polymerase II transcription regulatory region sequence-specific DNA binding; DNA-binding transcription factor activity, RNA polymerase II-specific. Gene Ontology annotation, cellular component: nucleus. Gene Ontology annotation, biological process: regulation of transcription by RNA polymerase II. The transcript has 4 exons.
AUGGAGUUCGCGAAGAAAAAGUGCGGAAUUUGUGGCGCCGGUGGUUCAAACCUGCGUCCCAACCUAGUGACGCUCAAGACCAAGUUCUCGGGGACAACUGUGUACCAGCUGAUGGAACGCUUCAUCGAAUAUGAUCUGUCGGAGUUGGGCACCGACAUGGCCGAAUCUGCUGCCUGCAACGAGUGCUACGCGAAACUGAACGAUUACGAUGCUGCUUACACGAAAGCACUUAUUAUACAGAAAGAACUGCUGGAUCUCUUGAAAAACAGCCCACUGGGAAUUGCCCCGGACUUGGAGGUUCUGGAUUACUAUGAAUACGAAGAAGAAAUGGACAGCGACUCGCAAGUUCCCUUGCGCGAAGUCGACAAAGUUGAAAAAGAAAAUGAUGAUCCGCAACCAAAGUCACUUCGUUCGGAAGAAGCGGGUGGUGCAACAUUACUCUUGCAGGGACAGCUUAACGCUGAAGAAUCAACCCCGUCUUCCGGAGUUAGCUGGAAGUGUAACGCAUGUGGACAGCAGUUUAAAAAUCUAAGCGAAAUGCAAGAACAUAAACAUUUGAAAGUUGAAAACGACAGCGAUGAUACGAAUGAGCCUGACCUUUCAAUUGAAUCUCUACAGUCGCCCUAUCAGGAUGAGACCGGCGAUAUCAUGGAGGAAUCGGACGAUAUUCAAUAUGACACAGCGGAUGAUGGUCCGGCGGCAGCAUUUAUCAUUGAAAAACUUGAUGAAGAGGACAUCGAAAGUUUGGAAGAACUGCCAGCUAAAACUAAACGGUCAAGAGAGUGUUAUUAUUGUGACGAGUUUUUCUCUUUUCAAGAAUCUUUCAAGGAGCAUAUGGACACUGUACAUUCCAUGGAGAAUGGGCAACACAAAUGUAAAAUCUGUGGCUUCUUGGCAAAAACGCGGGCCGCACUAUGCAAUCAUUUUUCAACCCAUUUCCGGGCACCCAUAAAAUGUAAGAUAUGUCAGAAGGAGUUCCACCAAAAAGCAACACUCGUCAGACAUAUGGCUAUUCACACGCGCAAGACGGCAUACAGUUGUAAAUUGUGUGACAAAAGCUACAUCCACUACUCGUCCUACUACAUGCAUCAGCUGGCGCACCACAAUAUCAGGUCGAAGAAAUGCGAAAUUUGUGGCUAUGAGCUACGAUCAACUUCGCAUCUCAAGCGACACAUGAGGACACACUCGGGAGAAAAACCAUUCGAAUGUCCUGAGUGUGGACAAAAGUUUUCCCAAAGAUACAACAUGAUAACGCAUUUGAAUGGCCAUAAAGGAAUAACGCGCAAAACAGCCAGAACAUUCAUUUGCAAACUGUGCGAUAAAAGAUCCGACCGCAAGAUGAUGCUGAGACAACAUUUGCAGGUAGAACAUGGUAUUUCGAGCGAAACAGAGUUAGAGAAAUCAAUGCAGGUUGACAUUGCUGGGACGUAAAUAAAUGAAAUCACAACUAGACGACACAGUUUGGUUCACAAAGGGUUUAGAAAACAGAAAAUCUUUAAAAGCCCCGCCGGUUCCGGACGAUAUAUUUCAAAAUAUAGAGGUAAGAGGUUAAUGACUUCAAAUGAAGCAGAAUUAGUCACGUGGAUCUUUCUGCCUAUUUUGUAUCAAUGUUUUUCUGUCGAAUCUAAUUAAAAAAAAAAAAAAGUUAUUGGCGAACAUAAAUUUCGCCAAUCUAGAAAAAUAUACCAUACCGAACAAAUACCAUUACAUAGAAAACUA